UAGGUGCCGGAAGUGCCGCCAUUUUGGGGUGUUCUGCUCUGGCGGCAGCGGCAGCGGCGGCGGGACGCGGAGGCUCCCCCGGGACUCGGCCUCAGCAGCGAGGCGGCGGCAGCGGCUGCGAAGGCGCAGGCAGCAGCUGAGGCAGCGGCGGGCUCAGGUGCAGCCGCUGAGUGAAGACAUAGUCCAGAAAGGGAGGUGUAAAGCCACAGGCUGAACAUAACUUCCUUUUUUCAAAAUUCCCUGUGUUGUGAACUGAGCUUGAGUGAAGUGAAAUCUUUGAGGAAGCUAAAGCUGUGUGUAUUUGUGGAUCAGACAAGUGCAGCAAGUUAAUAUCAUUGGCUUCUGAAGGGGAGAGUGAGGUGAUGGCUGCGUUUAAGUUGGAUUUCCUUCCAGAAAUGAUGGUGGAUCAUUGCUCUUUGAAUUCCAGUCCUGUCUCAAAGAAAAUGAACGGCACGCUGGACCACCCAGACCAACCAGAUCUUGAUGCUAUCAAGAUGUUUGUGGGCCAGGUUCCGAGGACCUGGUCUGAGAAGGACUUGAGGGAACUCUUUGAACAGUAUGGUGCUGUCUAUGAAAUCAAUGUCCUAAGGGAUAGGAGCCAAAACCCCCCUCAGAGCAAAGGGUGCUGUUUUGUUACAUUUUACACUCGCAAAGCUGCAUUAGAAGCGCAGAAUGCUCUUCACAACAUGAAGGUCCUCCCAGGGAUGCAUCAUCCUAUACAGAUGAAGCCUGCCGACAGUGAGAAGAACAAUGCAGUGGAAGACAGGAAGCUGUUUAUUGGUAUGAUUUCCAAGAAGUGCACUGAAAAUGACAUCCGAGUCAUGUUCUCUUCAUUUGGACAGAUUGAAGAAUGCCGGAUAUUACGGGGACCUGAUGGCCUGAGCCGAGGUUGUGCAUUUGUGACUUUUACAACAAGAGCCAUGGCACAGACGGCUAUCAAGGCAAUGCACCAAGCACAGACCAUGGAGGGUUGCUCAUCUCCCAUGGUGGUAAAAUUUGCUGAUACGCAGAAGGACAAAGAACAGAAGAGAAUGGCCCAGCAGCUCCAGCAGCAGAUGCAGCAAAUCAGCGCAGCAUCUGUGUGGGGAAACCUUGCUGGUCUAAAUACUCUUGGACCCCAGUAUUUAGCACUUUAUUUGCAGCUCCUUCAGCAGACUGCCUCCUCUGGGAACCUCAGCACCCUGAGCGGCCUCCACCCGAUGGGAGGGUUAAAUGCAAUGCAGUUACAGAAUUUGGCUGCUCUUGCCGCUGCAGCUAGUGCAGCUCAGAACACACCAAGUGGUACCAAUGCUCUCACUACAUCCAGCAGUCCCCUCAGCGUACUCACCAGUUCAGGGUCCUCACCGAGCUCUAGCAGCAGCAGCUCUGUCAACCCCAUCGCCUCCCUGGGAGCCCUGCAGACAUUAGCUGGAGCGACAGCGGGUCUCAAUGUCAGCUCUUUGGCAGGGAUGGCUGCUUUAAAUGGUGGCCUAGGGAGCAGUGGCCUUUCCAAUGGCACUGGGAGCACCAUGGAGGCCCUCACACAGGCCUACUCGGGAAUCCAGCAAUAUGCUGCUGCAGCGCUCCCCACUCUGUACAACCAGAACCUGUUGACACAGCAGAGUAUUGGUGCUGCUGGAAGCCAGAAGGAAGGUCCAGAGGGAGCCAACCUGUUCAUCUACCACCUGCCCCAGGAGUUUGGAGAUCAGGACCUGCUGCAGAUGUUUAUGCCCUUUGGGAAUGUCGUGUCUGCCAAGGUUUUCAUAGACAAGCAGACAAACCUGAGCAAGUGUUUUGGUUUUGUAAGUUACGACAAUCCUGUUUCGGCUCAAGCUGCCAUCCAGUCCAUGAACGGCUUUCAGAUUGGCAUGAAGCGGCUUAAAGUGCAGCUCAAACGUUCGAAGAAUGACAGCAAGCCCUACUGAGCGUGCUCCCCUCUGAGACUGGAGUGAGAGGGUCUUCUGGUAAGUGGGGGAGGAGCACCCUUAAUGAUUCGAAGCCCUAAGGCUGUGUGUUGACAGCCCUGGACCCUGACCCCCGCCACUCUGCAGGCACAGCUUUGCCCUGAAGACUCGGCUACUGCCUUCUGUGGGAGUUUCGCUUCGUACAGAGGACGAGUUUGUGCUUUGGUUUCCAGUGUUUUACUUUGGAGUUUAGGUGCCAUAUCCUAAGUUUUUUUCUUUAUUUAAAGUUUGCUGUGUUUGUAACCAGUGUGUGUUGAGAAGGACCAACAUCAAACCGCCCUGGGGGAGGAGGGGGAAUGGAGAAACAUUAAAAAAAGAAGAUGAGAGCUUUCCUCAACCUACCCCAAGAGAGAGGACUGAGUGAAACCAAAAACUGACCCCAGAAUCUACCUUAGUGCAAGAGUGGGUGAAAUAACUGGCGCCCAAGAGCCUUGGGGGGCGGAGGCAGGGCUGCCUUUGGAGGUGAGGAGAGUUGACCCACACCCAGCGGCCCCGGGAGCUGGAGGCUGGAGCACCUCCCUCACUGCCUGCUGAGUUCUUGCCACCUAUUUUGCAAGAUUUCUGCUCCACUUUCUCAAGAAGGGGAUGACAGUUCUCUGGGAAUAAAGCACCUGUUAAAUUAGCCUCACAUAUGCAAAAAGCAGGGAGACGUCCCCCAUUACCAGCUUUUCCAGCCAUCCAUUGGUGUUGGAUUGGCUCUGCCUGGCUGGUGGCUGGCUGUUAGGAAGAAGCAGCCAGUCAGGUCGUUUUUAGUUUAUUUCAAGACCACAUGGCCCAUUUCUAACAGGUUCCUUUAAACAAGGCCUCUAGGGAAGACACUGUCUGGUUUCCUUCUGUGUAGUUGACCACAGCAGAGAGUGUCAUUUCCAUCCCGAGGCACAGUUUUUUCUUGAGGGUAAAUCCAAGAGGGGCUUAUAGUAUCUAGCUGAAGGGGGCACCUCUCCUGAGCAGAGUAAUUGAAAGCCAUCGAGUUAGGGGAGGAGGAGCCUGCUUCUUGGUGUACCUGAAUCAGAAGGUCUCUUUAAGCCAGAGUGCUGCAUUGGUCAGUGGCCAGCACUAACUACUUAAAAAGAUGAGAAAUCUACGCUUGCCUCCUUGGUUGAGGGGUCCCAGAUGUAGUAUUCCCCCCGAGGCAGGCCCCUCUUCUAACCACUCCAGCCCCUUCUGCUCUUGGGGACACAGGAGACAACAGGACGUUUACAGCCUCCAUAUGGAUUUAGUGUUCAUUUACCUCAGUAUUACCAUGUUCAUUUUUGUCCUCGUGCUUACAGUUAGCUCCCUGCUGCCUCCCACAGGUCUUACUCCAGCCCUUGCCUGUGACCCACACAGCCUCUGGGCCCUGCCUCAGCUCCAAGAAAUGCUGUGGGGGUGGAGAGCCAGAAAGGACGUGCUGUUGGGAAUGUGCAUCUGGGCAGAGGUAGCCCUGUUGGGAUCUGACUCUUAGCCAAGGCCAGGGACUGGGUCCCUGGGAUCUUCAACCUCACAAACAUCAGUCCUGACCCCUAGCAGCAGAGAUGAGAUUCAAGGGGUUGGUUUGGUAUUAAGUCAGAUUGGGGUGGGGGGGCGGCUCUUUCCUUGUCAUGCUGUCCGUUUGGGUCACAGACAGGGAUUGACCAUCUUGCUGUUGUACAGGUAGUUUGGUGGUGUUGGAUUAUCCCAUUGAAGCAGGGACAGCUGUUCCCUUCUCAUAGUGAUAUCUUGGGUUUGUUGUCCUCUAAGAGACGUGAAACAUACUUCUUAAGCUGAACCACGUAAACUUGAAUUCCGCGCACUGGGAGAAAUGUGUCCUGUGUUUCAAGGAUAAAACUGUUCCAAAGGCUUCCAGGGUCAUGAUGGGAUUUUUUAAAUAAAUGCAAAAAAUAAAAAUAAAAAAGAAAAAAGAAAAAAAGAAAAAAAUGCUAGGUUGGGGAGGCGCUGUUCUGAAUCCCAACCGGCUGGAACCAAGAAUGUCGUUUCUAUUUUUAUAGAAGUUUUAUACAGCUCCUGGGUGGAGAAUAUUUAUUACCUAAAUUAUAUCUCUGGAAAAGGCCAGGAUUUUGUAGAAUCCAGAAUGUGAUUGUUGUACACACAGGGUGCUGUGUAUGAUUGAAACUACUGACUCUCUGUGGCCCGUUUGCAGCCCAGCUAAUAAUCUGCCAGAGGGGAAGGAGUUAAUGCUGUGAAUUGGCAGAGGAGAGAGCUGUGCUCCCCAGGGUGCUGCCGGUGCUGCCAUAGCUGACCUUCUGUUCCGUCUUCCUCCUUGGCCAUCGCGGGGUUUUCCAAAGCCCAGAACUCCACUCCCUUCCUACACUCUCUCCCCUCCCCCUCCUCCCCCAUUUCACUAUUAUUUGUCCUGGGCUCUGGGACCUUAUGAAACGCCUUUUCGAAUAACAUGAAAGGCAAAGAUGCAAUCAGCCUGCCUUUGCUAGCAGACCCAGAGGUUCCAUAUCUGCUUGUGGGGUUCUCUUUUCUAAAAGGGGCGUGUACCACAGCAGGGCCCUGGGCUGCCUUAGCCGCCAGCUGGUGAGACCAGGCACUUCUCUCUGCUCUCCUCCCCCUCCCCGGUGAGUGCGCAUAGUAGCACUGCCCUUGAGCACAGUUCUCUCCCCAGGCCAAAGAUGGUUUGUGAAGAAGCUGCUCCCCUACAAGUCUCAUGGUGUGGAAGGGUUCAGCUCGGAGAGUGGAGACUAGCAGUCAAGUCUUAAGCAAUCCUUUUCUGUUGUGUGGGGGUUUCACCUAACAUAAAUGUGUUUUCUGCCUAUAGUUUUGUUUCUUACUGGGUUUCAUCAUGAAAUUGAUUUGCCUUGAAUGCAGCCAGACAUUGUCUCCUGGGUCCCACAUGAGUGGCCAGGGCCUGCGUGGAAGCUAAGAGCUUGGAUUUCUGGAAACACAAGGCCAUCCCCAUAGAACUGAGGGGAAAUCCUGGCCCUCUCCCCUAGAGAGUUCCCCCCCACCCCAGCCAUUGUCUUCUACUUUCUCCUGGGUUUGAGGAGGAGAGAGGCUGGAGCUCUGUUCCACCAGAGACCUAUCUUCUUCUCCCACCACGGACUUGUUUGGGCGCCUCAGGGGAAAUCCAAGCCUUAGGUUCCCUUCUGUCUCUGGCACUUGGAUGUUUUCUUGGUGUCCUCCAUGUCCUUUUUGACUUUUCCCUGUGUCCAUUGUUAGCAUGUGCAAAAGUUCCUUGUCAUUACCCAGCCCCUGCCCCGCCCGCCUCCUCAUUUCAGGGCUGUACACAGUGAGUGUUCCUCUUCUCUCUCUCUCUCUGUUUGGAUGUAUUGCUCUGUGUAACUCAGUGGGUCUCCCUCUUUCUGGUUUGUUUUUUUUUCUAGAUUCCUGCCGUUUGUUCAUCGUUGUGCCUAAAGCAUGUCGAUGUGGCGUCAAGUACAUCGUCCAAAUCCCUGUCUCUUCAGCUUCUCUGAUGCUUGAACUCUCACCUUUGACCUUGUGUUGACCUUUGAUGCUGACGUGUAUUUUUAUUAUGUUUGUUUCUUUCUUUGUUAUUUCUUUUUUCUUUUCCUUUUUUUUUCUUUUGUGCUGCCAAAUUGGUUUUGCUAGAACGACUGCUGAAGGGGAAAUAUUUAAACUUGCAUUUGAAUAUAAAAAAAAAUCUAUUUUUCUAGAACUUCAUAAGAUAACCACUUGAUUUUGUGAUUCCAAUUCUUUGUAACUGUCUUCAGAGCAGCCCUACUAGCACAUACCGCGUGGUGUUUGUAUUUCUGUGAACACACAGCCAGUCCGUUUCUAGGCUUUGUUUCUCUGUGUGCUUAGUUUUAAAGACAACUUUGAAGUAAACAAUGAAAUAAAAGAUGUCACUAAAACCUUUGAGGCUCCUGAGCACAUUUUGCUGAUAGUUUGUGGGGCUUGAGGAGACUGCAUGUGUUCUUUUGUUUUUCUGAGUUCUCAACUGCAGAAAACACCUGAACCCCCUUUCCUUUUUGACCGCAGGCUGCAGUUUUGGGCCCCAGCCAGCCCUUUUUCUUUUUCUUUUGUGGUUCUUCCCUGGAGUGACCCUGCAGGGAGCCUUCAAGUCCCUCUGGCCCCUUCCCCUCAGCCCCACUGUGCCCACCUCCAUGCUUGUUCCUACAGUCUCCACAGCAAAAUGUGAUGCUUUGAUUUUUUGUUUUUGUAUUGUUUUGUGUUUUUGUUUUGAAUUUUUUCCUUUCCUACUAAGAUUAUGCCCAGAAAAAACAAGUUUUGCAUGUUUCCUGCUGUUUCUUCACACCUUCGUAUAUAUAUCACCUUCACCUCUCUGUUUUCUAUAGUUUGUGCAAAAACUGACCGAUUUAAAAGGGUUUCAAAGAAGCUGUUUUAAAUUGUUGCGGGGUUGAUUAUUUUUUUCAAGAUUGUAUUGUUUUAUUUUGAAGUGGCAACUUUCUCCUCUAUUGCCCUUAGAGCGUUUGCCUGUGCACUUAGACUGUCACCUCAUGUGGCCUCCAGGCCUCAGUGGGGCCAGGGGAGGGGGGAGCCCCCCAGGAGGCUGGCUGCUCUGCUCAGAGAUGGGUGGGAAGGGGGCCUGGAGAGGCACAAGGAGCAGAGGGUAGAACCCAGAAGGUGGCUGCGGGGGUGGGGGUAGGGGGCGGGCAAGAGGUUUUUAGCGCAUUAGGGGUAGUGAGCGCCCCUCAGCCCCGAAGAAGGAGGGUGCUCUUAAUCGCUCGGAGGAGGCCAUCUGUGCACUAAGCGGCAGUAUACCUGCCUGCGCCUCUCCCUAGGUGACAAGCACAAUACUACAGUCUUCACACUGUUUACAGCCCUGGCCACCAACUACCCCACACUGGCUCUUCACCACAGCUCUGCUCUUGCUUAGCUAGUGGGGUCGGGGGGAGGGCAGGGAUCUCUUUCUUUCUUUUUUAAUUGAGUGAAGAGCCAAAUAGCUACUGUCCCUGGGUGCCAGGCAAGCCAGUUCCUUGGUUCCCUGAAGGGAACUUGCUCUCCUCUCUUGUGGCACCAUCAAGCCUCAGGGUCUUAGGGACUUUUGAGUAAGAAUGUGAAUGGUGGAGGGAGAGGCCAGAGGAGACAAGAGGUCACAGGAUGGAUCUGUGGAGGUAAGAGGUUGCAGAGGGAGGAGUUUGUGAUGGAUUCCACCCAGACCUAAGCUGUUGGUGGGUGGGAGAGCUGGGAAGUAGGAUUAUCCAGGGAAGGGUGAAGAGGGGGUAGCCGAGGGUACUGGGGAGGGAGGGGGGUGGGGAAGGUAGAAGCACUGUUAGCAUCAUCCAUGCAGGGGUUGAUGAAGGGGAAGGGUUCCUGGCAGAACUUCUGCCCUGGGACCCACAGGUUGCUUAGUAUUAUGCUGGAGGCCACUCUUACUAGGAAGAGAGGGCGGCCAGAUGGAGGCCCAGUGUAUGGUAGGUUGCUUAAUUUCCUGGAAGGGGUGAUUGGGUGGAAAGAGGCCAGGAACCCCAGCCUGAGCGAGACUGCCGUGCACCCCACAGUCUGACUGCACAGAGCCGCCUCUGUUGGCAGAAGGCGCUGAGGCUCCCUUUCCUGUGUAUUCAGAAUCCGUGUUUGCCAAUAUAUUUUGCUUUCAAUUCCAAGAGGAGCUCUGGGAAAACCUGUGGAUAAAACCAAAUGCCAAACGUUGGACGUUGUUUCCUUUUCCUUUUCUCUCUCUGAUUGUUUUAAUUGUUCUGUGGUGGUUUUAAUGGAUUUGAGACCCUGGAGCGGCAGCUGCCUUUCUGAUUUCCAGCUGCUUUUUGUGAAUAAUUUAAAAAGAAAAAAAAAAAAGAAACUUUACAUUUUGGAGACAAACCUGUGUGAGUUUUUUAUUGGUACAAACGUUGUAUUUAACACUAGGGGUUUUGUACAGUUUUUUGCCUUUUCUACUAGAAAACAAUGUAAAGUGAUUUCACAAUGUGAAGAGAAAAAAAAUUGCCACUAUGACCAAACGCACAGUCUGUUCUGCAGCAACAACGGGAUUCAAUCAACUCAAAGUCGUGAUUCAGCCGUAGAAAUGCUUUUCCUUUACCUUGUUUGAGCUUUUCCUUUCUUUCCUGUUUUGAUUUGCAAAAGAAAAUGUCUUUUUUGUGUGAACUUGUGUUGUACUAUGUAGAAAAUUAUGGAUUUUACUUUAAUGGUUUAAAAAAAAAAGCAAGAAGAGCCUUUGUUGCUUUUCUGACUUGAUCACAGUUUGUGUAGUGGAUUAAAAAAGAAAAAAUUGUUACAAGUUUGGAGCAAGGGAGUAUGUGUUUAAAAGGAAUCUCCUUCCUUUUUUGUGUGUUUUUCCUUUUGUCCCAAUGGGGAACCUAAAUCUGUUUUAAUUGCACAGACACACGGACAAAAAGUCAUUUUGUAUCUGCCAAGUGUGGUACCUUCCUUUGUUUAUUUGCUAUUAAACUGUUUGAGAAGAACUGA
This is a messenger RNA of Zalophus californianus (California sea lion), 8270 nucleotides long. It is a transcript of the gene CELF1, whose product is annotated as CUGBP Elav-like family member 1. The transcript has 16 exons. The coding region runs from base 363 to 1904 and encodes 513 amino acids. Gene Ontology annotation, biological process: regulation of alternative mRNA splicing, via spliceosome; mRNA splice site recognition. Gene Ontology annotation, cellular component: nucleus; ribonucleoprotein complex; cytoplasm. NCBI's taxonomy places the organism in Eukaryota, Metazoa, Chordata, Mammalia, Carnivora, Otariidae. Gene Ontology annotation, molecular function: mRNA 3'-UTR binding. The record is from RefSeq and is a predicted model, not a curated record.